GAGGCGGAGGGUGGAGGGGGCGGCGCGCCGCGAGGUUAUUUGUGGUUCGCUUUGAUCCCAAGGGGGAACCUGAAACUCUCACAUUCCUGGCAUAGCUACCGCCUCCAACACGGAGCCUGGAGCAGCGCGCUGGGGCCCGGGCGGCCAGAGCACAGCCGCCGCCGCAGAGAGCGCAGCUCCCGCGCCAGCCCCGCCGCCCGCGUCCGGGCCCCCCCAACACGCGUGGCCCGCAGCGGUGCCACCAGCCACUGUUCAGACAAGUGUGUGGAAGUGGUGGCAGCAUGAGAACAUUGGAAGACUCCUCUGGGACAGUUCUGCACCGCCUCAUCCAGGAGCAGCUACGCUAUGGCAACCUGACUGAGACCCGCACGCUACUGGCCAUUCAACAGCAGGCCCUGCGUGGAGGAGCUGGGGCUGCGGGCACUGGAAGUCCCCAGGUUUCCCUGGAAAUCGCAGCCCCGGAAGACAGCCUCCAGCAGGCCACCAGGCAGGAGCCCCAGGGCCAGGAGCACCAGGCAGGAGAAAGCCACCUGGCAGAGAACCCCCUCUACCGCCUGUGCCCACAGCCAGGCAAGGGCGAGGAGCUGCCCACAUACGAGGAGGCCAAGGCCCACUCCCAGUAUUAUGCAGCCCAGCAGGCAGGGUCCCGUGACCCCCGGGGGGCCUCCGGCAGCUCAAGGAGGCAGGAUGAAGCCCUGCGGGAGCUGAGGCAUGGCCAUGUGCGCUCCCUGAGCGAGCGCCUCUUGCAGCUGUCCCUGGAAAGGAAUGGGGCCCGAGCCCCCAGCCACAUGAGCGCCUCCCACAGCUUCCCACAGCUGGCCCGGAGCCAGCGGGGCCCCACUACUGAGGGCCCAGAGCUCCGAGGACCUCCUCCUCAGUACCCCCACCCAGUGGGACUCCCAACGCAUGAAGCUGGCCCAGUUGCCGGUGACCCUCGAUACCGCCCCCGUGGGAGCCCUCAUUUCCAGCAAGCAGAAGUCAGGAUCCUGCAGGCCCAGGUGCCACCCGUGUUCCUCCAGCAGCAGCAGUAUCACUACCUGCAGCCGUCCCAGGAGCACCCCCCACCGCUGCACACCACUGCUCUGGCCCACGGCCCCCUGGGCUCCUUCAGCCCACCCGGAGUGGAGGGGACAGCCAAUGCACAGCCAGGCAGCAGCCACCUGGCCCAGGUGGAGGUGGUGUUGAGAGAGAAUGCCAGGCUGCAGAGGGACAACGAGAGGCUGCAGAGGGAGCUGGAGAGCUCAGCUGAGAAGGCCAGCCGCAUUGAAAAGCUGGAGAGUGAGAUCCAGCGGCUCUCUGAGGCUCAUGAGGGCCUGACCCUAGCCUCAUCCAAACGAGAAGCCCUGGAGAAGACCAUGCGCAACAAGCUGGACAGUGAAAUGAGGAGGCUGCAGGAUUUCAACCGAGACCUUCGAGAGAGACUGGAGUCUGCAAACCGCCGCCUGGCCAGCAAGACGCAGGAGGCACAGGCAGGCAGUCAGGACACAGUGUCCAAGCUGCUCGCUCAGAACUACGAGCAGCAGCAGGAACAGGAGAAGCUGGAGCGCGAGGUGGCGCUGCUGCGCGGUGCCAUAGAAGACCAGCGGCGACGCGCUGAGCUGCUGGAGCAGGCGCUGGGCAGCGCGCAAGGCCGGGCGGCCCGCGCUGAGGAGGAGUUGCGCAGGAAGCAGGCGUACGUGGACAAGGUGGAGCGGCUGCAGCAGGCGCUCGGUCAGCUGCAGGCCGCCUGCGAAAAGCGCGAGCAGCUGGAGCUGCGCCUACGAACGCGCCUGGAGCAGGAACUCAAGGCCCUGCGUGCGCAGCAGAGGCAGACAGGCCCCUGCGGUGGUGGCAGUGGCAGCAGUGGGUCCCCAGAGCUCAGUGCCUUGCGGCUAUCAGAGCAGCUUCGGGAGAAGGAGGAGCAGAUCCUAGCGCUGGAAGCUGACAUGACCAAGUGGGAGCAGAAGUACCUGGAAGAGCGUGCCAUGAGACAGUUUGCCAUGGAUGCAGCUGCCACGGCCGCCGCCCAGCGAGACACCACCCUCAUCCGCCACUCCCCCCAGCCCUCGCCCAGCAGCAGCUUUAACGAGGGCCUGCUUACCAGCGGCCACAGGCACCAGGAGAUGGAGAACAGGUUAAAGGUGCUACAUGCCCAGAUCCUGGAGAAGGACGCAGUGAUCAAGGUGCUUCAGCAACGCUCCAGGAAGGACCCUGGCAAGGCCACCCAGGGCUCCCUACGGCCUGCCAAGUCUGUGCCAUCCCUCUUUGCUGCAGCAGGGGCCGGGACCCAGAGCUGGCAAGGGCUCUCCUCUAGGGAGCAGCAAGUGGACACCCCUGCCCGGCUGGCUGCAGCACUCAGGAACCCUGUAGAAGAGCCCCCGCCCACAGCCCUGCUUCCCACCCACACCAAACAUGGGAGCACCCAGACGGAUACCCCCCCAGAAAGUGCUGUUGGCCUCCCACUAGAAGCUGAUGGUGUGGGUUGCAGUAGUAGCCAAAGGAUGGCCUCUCUGGACUCUGGGGCCACAUCCCGAGUGCAGGACUUGGCAGACAUGGUGGAGAUACUGAUCUGAAGGAAGCAGGAGGUGCCCUGGACACCCCAGGCCAGGCCCUGCUCGCCAAGGCCACUCCAGCACUGCUCCCCCACUUAAGAAGGACAGUGCAAGGGAGAAGGACGCCAUUUGGAUACCUGUACCCCAAAGACCCUGUUUCUGGGUCCAAGUUCCUUGAGGCCCCACAGAGGAUGAGAAUGAGGAAUUGGCCUGAGACGUGCUUUGUCCUAGCAGACAGCUGAGAAGCAGAUGAGACCCUCUUAACUCAUGCAUCUGACUCCUAGGCAGGGAAGGGAGGCAAGAAUGUGUCUGACAAGAAUGAGGUCUGACUUCUAAGGACUCCUCUGAGCACUAGGCAAGCUGGCUUGGUGAUCCAGUGUGGCCCACCUCUUGUUCCUCAGCUCCUUGCUGCCUCCCAAGGAGUAUCUGAGAAGUGACUGUUGAGGGCUGGCACCCAGCAGAAGCCCCAGCCUUGCCUUCUCACGUGGAGUGGACAUGGGUUCCUUUCUGGGGAGCCAAAGCCAAGGCACACACACCAUUCCAGCUCGAGGGCCUGGGAUUUGGAUGCUGGCUGGUCCACAGGUGACCAGCCAUCUCUCCCUCUUGUUUGAAAUGCCCGUGGGGCAGCCUCUUGAAAUAGCUCCACAGUUUUCUUUCCCCAGGACAUCCUGUCACUUUGGUGGUGAACUCUGAGCCAGUCUAAAUGAGCCCCCCUCCCUCCCAUGGAUGUCUGCUGAGGCAGACCUCCCAGCACCGGUUCUCUUGAAGGAGAAGAUCUCUUUUGUCACGGUGUCUUGGUUCCCGACCUGGAGGGCUCAGAGCCACCACGCUCCUGAGUAUGAAUCGCUGAGCUGCCUGAUGAGACUCUGAAUGGUGCCCUCCCUAUAGAGUGGGCCCCAGAGGCUGGUUCCUCAUGCUCUCCAUGCCCGGUGCCCCAGGCAGGGCCAUUACUUCCAGGGCAGGGGGGGGGGGACACCCAGGGUCCAGCCUGCCAACAGCCGUGACUUUGACCUCUGGUCUUAAAGACUCCCCCAAUUUAGCCCCAGCGGUGACUAGCGGGCUUGAGUUGUUUGUCUCAACUGUUUUCAGUUCUUUAAUCUUUGUGUGUGUGUAUUUUUUUAAGGUUCUGUAUGUGUUCAUCUUUUAUCUUUCCUUUCUGGACAUUAGCAUUUGCUGGACAAUUGCAUAUUUUUUUAAACUCACAUCCCGUACCCCCAACCUUCUUGGAAGCUGAACAAUACAUUUGGUUCAUGUGCAUUGUUUACAAAGCAAAAAAAGAGAAAGAAAAAGGGAAAAAAAAAAAGGGGGGGAAAGGUAAAAAAAAAAAAAAUAUU
Erinaceus europaeus (western European hedgehog) is the source of this 3865-nucleotide messenger RNA. It is a transcript of the gene AMOTL2, whose product is annotated as angiomotin like 2. Gene Ontology annotation, cellular component: cytoplasmic vesicle; bicellular tight junction; plasma membrane. Lineage: Eukaryota; Metazoa; Chordata; Mammalia; Eulipotyphla; Erinaceidae. Gene Ontology annotation, biological process: establishment of cell polarity involved in ameboidal cell migration; regulation of cell migration; hippo signaling. The record is from RefSeq and is a predicted model, not a curated record. The transcript has 10 exons. Bases 282 to 2552 code for a protein of 756 amino acids.